AUGCAAGACGUUAUUGAUAUCUUUAAGCCAGUUUCUAGUAACAAGGGCAAAGUUUUGGAGGUCAAAGGCAAAGAAGAAGGGGAUUACAAGGAUGAAGAGGAAGUUGAUGCACCCAAUGAUUCCGGUUGGUUCCCCUUUGGGGGUUUGCUGGGGAGCAAUCACAAGUCCGGUGAAGCCGGUACCUUCAGGGCUCAUUAUCUGAAAGUCUGCAUCCUAAUGGAACUCUGUGGCACAAACCUCCGCAAGUGGACCUCAAUAUGGCGGAUGAGGAAAAGUUUGAGGGCCAUACUCAACAUGCAACCCAUCCAAAGAGAAAGUGUGUUCAACAACCAAUGA
Molecule: messenger RNA, 336 nt
Organism: Puccinia triticina
Lineage: Eukaryota; Fungi; Basidiomycota; Pucciniomycetes; Pucciniales; Pucciniaceae
Exons: 2
Coding region: 1-336 (111 amino acids)
Source: RefSeq, a predicted model, not a curated record